Thunnus maccoyii (southern bluefin tuna) is the source of this 2654-nucleotide messenger RNA. It is a transcript of the gene cnrip1b, whose product is annotated as cannabinoid receptor interacting protein 1b. Gene Ontology annotation, molecular function: type 1 cannabinoid receptor binding. Gene Ontology annotation, cellular component: plasma membrane. Gene Ontology annotation, biological process: negative regulation of signaling receptor activity. Bases 154 to 642 code for a protein of 162 amino acids. NCBI's taxonomy places the organism in Eukaryota, Metazoa, Chordata, Actinopteri, Scombriformes, Scombridae. The transcript has 3 exons. The record is from RefSeq and is a predicted model, not a curated record.
AGCGCAGCGCUGCGCAAUUCCCCGUCCAGGCUAUACGCUUUGCUAUGGGCUUCUCCGCACGACAUUUCUCCUCAUGAACUGACUGACACCUGAGACUUGUCGCCCACAUCCCGCAUCCCGCUGAUCCUGGGUAUAUACUAGCUGUAUGGAAAAAUGGCCGACAUUCCACAGAUAAUCAAAAUUGGGAUUUCCAUGAAGAUGCUUCCCAACAACACCGCGGUGUACUUCAAAUCUGACGGCGCCCGGUUCGGACAGACCCGGACCAUCAAGCUGCUGACCGGAUCCAAGUACAAAAUUGAGGUGGUCAUUAAACCUGGAGCGGCCGAGGCCACGUCAAUGAGUGUGGGUGGGGUGACCUUCGCCCUGGAGCAGCAGUCUAAAGAUCCGCAGUCAGUGAUCUAUACCGGCCAGUACGACACAGAGGGGGUGGCACACACCAAGAGUGGAGAGAGGCAACCUGUUCAAAUCAGCAUACAGUUCCCAGAAGCGGGAAUGUUUGAAACAGUGUGGCAGGUGAAGUAUUACAACUACAACAAGAGGGACCACUGCCAGUGGGGAAACAGCUUCAACAGCAUCGAGUAUGAAUGCAAACCCAAUGACACGCGUACACUCAUGUGGGUCAACAAGGAGAUGUUUGUGUGACGGAGAGGACCAGACUGACGGAUUCAGUGUGUGUACUUUGCAAAAACACAAGCUGUGAUGUUUGUAACCCUCAGUAUGUCGUGAUGUUGCUAAAUGGAUGUAUGUAUUUGUCCUCCCUUCCAUAUCUACUGUCACUCUACUUCACUGAACUUUUUUUUUGGCUUUAUUGUAGUCUUUACUUCAAUACCAAUAUCAGAAUAUUUAAAGAUUGUGCUCUGUUUGAAAAGAAAAAGCACCCUCCUCCUCUUGUAUGACGUUAAAAGCAAACCGUCCUGCCAAAUUGGAUCAUAUGGCAGUUCAUGUAAAAUGCAGUGAUGUUGCCAGUCUUGUCACACUUGCGUUUGUUUAUAGUGAUUAUACAAAUGUGUCAUAAUUAACAUGGCGCAUUUACCGAGCUUCAAACGAAACCUCUUCUCAGCAACAUCCCCUUUGAAUCAGUUUUAAUAAUGUAUUGAAAGUUAAAUGACUCUUUGAGAUAAAUAUGUUUUUUUUCCGAGCACAGUUCAGUUGUGACAUCUGCUAACCCUCAAGUGUGUUCAGACUUAUGUGUAUGUACAGUACAGUACUGUAUUUGUUCGAGUGCACGUGUGCCUGUGUGUUUGGCCACAGUGUGUGUGUUUUACAAACGGUGCUUGUACAGAUGUGUAUAUUUGUGUUUAUGUGUUUGAAGCCAAGUCUACAUGUGAAGAGUUUCAUUCCAAAAAUAUCACAUCAAUUCUUAGAAAAAUGAUUCUACUUUGAUAAAGUAUAAUAAAUAAUGCUAAUAUUUUUUGAUUACAUUAGCCUAAAGGAGAAUUUUCCCCAUCUGUCUUCCUUUGGGAACUUUGUGGCUUGUUGCCAUGACAUCUGCAGCUUUAAUGUUAGAGAUGUGUGGUGUAUACACUCAUCAAACACUUUAUUAGGAACACCUGUGCCGUCUAACGCAAUCCAACACAACAGCUCUGCCAUAAAUUCUGCUUUUGCGAAGCUUAUGCAUUCUCAGUUUUUAUUGUCAGAAGGGUGAUAAUUCUACUUUAUGUUUAUUAUUGAGGUCAUGAUGGAUGGUGGUGGUGUACUGGAGUGCAUUAUAUUGAAAAGUGUUCCUACUAUUUUGUCCAUCCUAUUUAAUAUACAUGACGGAGGCAAAAUAUUAGAAACAAUGUUGGUGUUCCUAAUAUUUUGGUGUGCAAUAGAUUAUUUUUAUUGUACGCAAAUUCCUUCAAAUGAGUUUUGUUGUAGAUUACAGGUACAGUUUGCUCUAUCAGCUACAAUAGCAAGUAAUUGUUGUACAGUGAUAACAAAACAACAGCACUACUCGCAGCCUUUAGUUUUGACAGCCUUAGCGUGAACAUAACAUCUUAAUUCUGUGGACAGUUUACACAUCUUUCACAAAUCCUAACUAAUCAAAUUGCGUACUUCACUCAGGUACUUCAUGAAAUCUUUCUAAAGCUUCUCUGCAGGCUACAUUGAGACAGAAAGUCUCUGCAUCCCUAUAUGCAAAAAACUUCAUCUUUCAUCCUUUCACCUCUUAACAGUUACAUUAUCCAUAUUCUUCUGCUGUGAAGUUGUGUCACUGCCUGCACCUGAAGGACUAGAAGAGAAAAGGGCCCUUUAGUGUUUUGGAAUGAAACUCUGUUUGUAGCUGUACUGUGUGUGUAUUCUUUUGUGGUGACAUUUUCUGUGCAGGAUGCAGUAUCUCAAAUAGAGAGAUUUUGUAUUUGGGUGGAAUUGUGCUCCUGUUUGCAGCGUGUGUGUUCUCUCUACCUCUUCCAAAGGACUUAGCCAUGAAUAUUAGUGUUGGUAAAAAAAGAAAAAGAAUUUGGAAAAUUCAGAACGUAAGCUGUUAAAGACAUAUCUUUAAACCUUUUUUUUUCUAUUUCUUGUGAUACAUUUUUGUGGUAAAUAUUUCCAGAAAUUGUAUAUUUUGUACAAGUGAAACAUUUGAAAUGUUUUAAUAUGAUUGUGUGUAUUUUGGUAGAAAUGUCUAUGAAAUUAUUUUUGUUGAGAUAUUGAAUUGACCUAUGCAAGAAAUC